Prorocentrum cordatum is the source of this 1470-nucleotide messenger RNA. NCBI's taxonomy places the organism in Eukaryota, Dinophyceae, Prorocentrales, Prorocentraceae. The record is from the annotation of a GenBank genome assembly.
UCCGACUUCUGACCACAAGAGUACCGCCAGGAUGUUCGCACUGCUCGUCGGAAGCUCUCCAACUCAGCUCCAGCUGCUGGAAGCACUCCCGCCUUCCAACGGCCGAGGUGAACUUGCCGCAAGAGAAGCACGUUCGGGCCACCCAUACACACUUCGUGAGAAGUCACCGCGCGAGCGCUACGGCCGCAGGUCCGCGGGCGAUGCGCCAAGACAGAAGAACGAGGCGGAGCAAGAUGAGGAAGGGCGACAACGAGGCGGCGGAGCGGCGGACGCACAGGGGGGCCCAAGCUGAGGAAUGCGCAGGCUUCGUGUGAUUUGCGCCUCGGCACCACUGCGGAGGGAAAGACGAGGUUUCUCGUCCUCUGGGCACCUUCACCUAGUCAUGCACAAGCUACGUAGGAUUGGUGUCACGCUGAAUGGUCAGAGAAAGGAUAAGCGCAGCGGAGGCGGAGGAGGAGGAAGAGAAGGUGGGGCGCGGCGCUGGAUGAAGAAAUACACGGGCGAUAGGGGGCGUGAUAGCGCAAGCGGGAUCACUAGGGCGACGUGGACAGUCAGGAUGUCGACGCAGAAGGCACCUACCAGUACACCACCACCAUGCCUGCCCAUGGCUAUCCUGAAUUCCAGCAUGGUGUAUACGCCCUCCUGACUGAGGCAAAAAGGGUCACUACACCAUCCCAGGGCCCAAAACGGCCCUGGCCAGGCAUCGUGGUGCACAGAUGCCUCCAACGGACGGGAGGGGCACGGGAGGAGGUUAGCGAGGGGCGCGUUGCCGAGCUCAGCACUGACGCGAAGGAGGAGGAUGAGGAGGGGGAGGAGGAGGAGGAAAAGGAGGAGGAGGAGGAGGAGAGGCGCGUUGCCGAGCUCAGCGCUCACUGCAGCAUGCACGGCGGCGCCUCCCGCGGCCUCGCGCGACUGCCACGGGGCCCCGUGACCGCGGGGCCCUUGGCCACGAACGGCAGCGCCUCUGGCUGCAGCCCCAGGCGCGGGAGUGCAUCCGGGUCGCGCGCCUGCAGCUCGUGCAUCGCCGCGCGGGACGUCGCGCGGGUGCCGCGGGCACCGGUGGCUCGGCAGCAGGAGCCGCCAGCGCCGCCUUUUCGCGAGUCCACCAGUGCGCCCGCCGCGGCUGCUGCACGUGCGAGCGGAGACUGGUAGGAGGCCUGCGGGCAAGGGCGCACGAAGUCGCGGGAAGCCGUGCCCCUGCUGGCCUGGAUGGCGACGCCCUGGGGCCCACUCGGAUGCGCGAGUUCUCCUGCUGCACGGCCUGCGGGAGCGCCCCGACGGAAUAUCUCGGUGGCGCCCUCAAAGCGUCGAUGGCGUACAACAAGGCGUGCGUGAACAGGCCACUGGCCAAGAAUCAGCUCAGCCUCUAUGCAGCCACUGACGGCUAAAGCCUGUCUGUUGUCCCACUCGUCCAGGGCAAGCCACGAUUGUCCCUGUGUGGCAGCAGUCCGUCACGAUGAGAACCUCACG